AAUAUACUAUAGUUAAUAAAAAAACAGUCAGAUUUACGGGUUUUCUCUUCAUCUCUCCUUUCUUUCACCCAAAAACAUGCUAAAAAAUCUAGGCUAAUCUUCAAGCUCCUUCAAUAGCAAUGGAAGCUCUGCACUGCUCCUUCGUCUACUCCAUUCCAUUAAAACCCCCGUCACGGAGCUCCUUCAAGAACCCCAAAUUCAAACGACCCAAACUUUCAUGCUCCCUCAGGCCCGACCCGUGGACCCUUAGCGACGGCAACGACAAGAACCUCAACAAGCCGAAACCCAGGCACAAGAAUCCCAAAAACCCACUGUCGGACGACAACGCGCGCCGCAUAAUCAAAGGCAAGGCCCGAUACUUAAGCGCCUUGAGGCGCAACCUGGGAUCACAAGUUCAGACCCCUAAGUGGAUCAAGAGGACGCCGGAGCAGAUGCUGCAGUACUUAGAGGACGACAGGAAUGGUCGCUUGUACGGAAAACACCCUCAAGGGUCGUAUGACAUGAGGAAAGUGAUGGGUUCUUUUGUUGCAAAGUUUACUUUCAGAGAGAUGUGCAUUGUGCUGAAAGAGCAAAAGGGUUGGAGACAAGUCAGAGACUUCUUCUCGUGGAUGAAAAUGCAGUUAAGCUAUCAGCCUAGUGUGAUUGCAUACACAAUUGUUCUUCGUGCAUACAGCCAAGUGGGUAAAAUUGAACUUGCUGAACAGACCUUUUUGGAAAUGCUUGAAGCAGGGUGUGAACCUGAUGAAGUUGCUUGUGGUACAAUGCUAUGUGCAUAUGCUAAAUGGGGGCGUCACAAAGCUAUGAUGGCACUCUUUUCUGCUGUACAACAGAGGGGAAUAACACUUCCCACUUCAGUCUUCAAUUUUAUGAUUUCAUCACUGCAGAAAAAGAAUCUCCACGAGAAUGUGAUCCUUAUAUGGAAAAAUAUGGUCAAUACUCAUGUUCAUCCCAAUCAUUUUACAUAUACAGUUGUUAUUCCCUCCCUUGUGAAAGGUGGUCUUGCUGAGGAAGCUUUAACAACUUUUAAUGAGAUGAAAACUUUGGGAUUCGUUCCUGACGAGGCAACAUAUAGCCUUCUCAUCAGUUUUCAUUCCAAGAGUGGUAGCCAUAAUGAAUCUUUUGAUCUUUAUAAUGAAAUGAGAUCACAAGGAAUCAUUCCGAGCAAUUUCACAUGUGCUUCACUUCUGACAGCAUGUUACAAGAAUGAGGAUUAUUCUAAAGCCCUUUCCCUCUUUGCAGAAAUGAAGGAGCAUAAGAUCACCACAGAUGAGGUCAUAUAUGGUUUACUUAUCCGAAUAUAUGGCAAGCUAGGCCUUUAUCAAGAUGCUCAAGACACAUUUGACGAGAUUGAGAAACUAGGCAUUCUUAGUGAUGAAAAAACAUAUACCACAAUGGCACAAGUCCAUUUGGGUGCUGGAAAUGUUGAGAAAGCUUUGAAACUAAUUGAGCUGAUGAAGUCGAAAGGCAUUUUAUGCUCAAGAUUUGCAUAUAGUGUCUUGUUACAUUGUAAUGUCAUUAAAGGAGAUUUGCCCUCUGCUGAACUUACCUUUUCAGCUCUAUCUAAGGUUGAACUUCCUGAUUCUGUUUCUUGCAAUGCCAUGCUCAAUUUGUAUAUGAGACGGGGAUUAUAUGAAAAAGCAAAGGACUUUAUCCUCCAAAUUAGAAAAUAUCAGUUAGAGUUUGAUGAACAGCUUCUCAAGACUGUAUUGAAGGUUUAUUGCAAAGAGGGAAUGGUAAGAGAUACAGAGAAGUUGCUAGAAGAGCUUAGUACGAGUAAGAUGUUUGAGGAUAGUAAACUUUGUCAAACACUGCUGAUGACCACAUGGGGAACAUGGGACGGAUUGGCUGAAGUAGAAAACGCUUUGAAGCCCUUGGACCAGGAUGGUUCUAUGGCUCUUAAGCUAAGCCUAACCCUGAUGCUGGCAGAUGGGAAUACUGUGAAGGCACAAGAGAUAUUGUUAAUUCUGCUCAAGGCUGCAAAUGGCUUGUCAAUAGCCAGUCAAGUUUUGAAGAGCUUUGCCACAGAAGAUUUGAGGACCAAAAAGUUUAAGAAAGGGCAUGCUAUGAGUCCUGUUGCCACUAGCAUGCUCGUGAAUGCGUUGACUAAUUAUGCCAAAUAUAAGGAAGCAGAGGAUGUCAUACAUAGUACUUUUGAUGCCAAUUUUGAGCCUGACACUGUGGCGUAUAAUACAUUUAUCAAGGCAAUGCUAUCGGCAGGCAAGUUACACUCUGCAGUCAGCAUUAAUGAUCGCAUGGUUUCAUUGAAGAUUAAUCCUUCAAUUCAGACAUAUAGCACUAUGAUCAGUGUGUAUGGAUGGGGUAGAAACCUGGAUAAAGCGGUGGAGAUGUUUAACAUCGCUCGGAGCAGGGGAGUACCUCUCGAUGAAAAGGCCUAUACCAAUAUGAUAAGCUACCAUGGAAAGGCUCGGAAAGUUCAUGAAGCAUCUACUCUAUUUAGCAAAAUGCAGGAAGAAGGGAUAAAACCUGGUCAUUUGUGCUACAGCAUUAUGAUAAAUGCAUAUGCUUCUGCUGGAUCUUAUCAUGAAGCAGAAGAAGUUUACCAUAGCAUGCGGAGAGAUGGUUUUCAACCCAACUCAACUACUUACCUUGCACUUACCCGAGCAUACUCGGUGGGAUCAGCAUUCAACAAGGCAGAAAAGGCUAUUGCUUCAAUGCAAAAAGAAGGAAUUGCCCUUUCUUGCGCUCAUUUCAAUGUCUUGCUAACUGUGCUUGCCAAAGAGGGGCUUGUCGAGGAAUGCGAAAGGAUUUUUGGUGAGCUUGGAAAAGCUGGGUUACAACCCAAUGUUCAGUGCAACCGCAGUAUGCUCAGAGGUUACAUGGAAAGUGGCCGUGUAGAGGAAGGCAUAUCCUUUUUUGAGAGAAUAAGAGGGUCCGUUGAGACAGAUAAGUUCAUUAUGAGUGUGGCUCUCCAUUUGUACAGGUCAGUAGGCAUGGAACUCAAGGCACGAGAAGUUUUGAGGUCUAUGACCUGUUUGGGGAUUCAAGUGCUGAAAAAUCUUGAAGUUGGAGCCAAAUCAAGACAUCUUCUAGCCCCUACAAAACGCAUGUAAGGAUUAUCUACAUACCAUGCUCUAGUCUUAUGCGCUGCAGGCUUAAAUUAAUUACAUUUAUUCAACUACCCAUAAUAGUUUGAAAUUGUCUAAUAAUGAGAGGUUAUGUUU
Messenger RNA from Cuscuta campestris, 3182 nucleotides. Lineage: Eukaryota; Viridiplantae; Streptophyta; Magnoliopsida; Solanales; Convolvulaceae. The record is from the annotation of a GenBank genome assembly.